AUGGAUAUUGAUUCUUCAGAUUUUGUAAUUAAUCAGGAAAAUGAUAAUAAAACCUGUGAAUAUCAAGAAAAUGAAUCAACAACAAGCACUCAUUCAGAUGAAGAUGAAGAUGAAGAUAAAAAGGACUGGUGUCUCAACAUUAAGGCAACAUCUAUUAUUGCAUAA
Molecule: messenger RNA, 165 nt
Organism: Dentiscutata heterogama
Lineage: Eukaryota; Fungi; Glomeromycota; Glomeromycetes; Diversisporales; Gigasporaceae
Source: the annotation of a GenBank genome assembly